This is a messenger RNA of Lytechinus variegatus (green sea urchin), 3218 nucleotides long. Its product is annotated as phosphoserine phosphatase-like. The transcript is spliced from 7 exons. Bases 274 to 993 code for a protein of 239 amino acids. Gene Ontology annotation, biological process: L-serine biosynthetic process; dephosphorylation. Gene Ontology annotation, cellular component: cytoplasm. Gene Ontology annotation, molecular function: L-phosphoserine phosphatase activity; magnesium ion binding. NCBI's taxonomy places the organism in Eukaryota, Metazoa, Echinodermata, Echinoidea, Temnopleuroida, Toxopneustidae. The record is from RefSeq and is a predicted model, not a curated record.
UCUCCGGUUGUUGGCCGUAAUUCUUUACAAAUUACAGGCCGAAUGAUUUACACGAAUCUUCUGUUUCUCAGGCCUCAUUAGAUUAAUCCAAAGACAAAAAGAAGGCUUCAAUUUCAAAAAGAUAAAGUGUCCAGACACCCAACCCCCAUCAUACAACUAAGUGAAACUAAAGCCGGGUUAUUUAGAACCAUCUCACAGCCUGGGAUUUUGAUCAUGUGAGCACCGCAAAAAUUUGCAAGGUGGUAGUGAGUGAUAAAAUCUAGUCAAGGCUGUAUGGACUAUGUCUCUCAUGCAAUAUUCACCAUGGCAACUCUUGAGGAGACAAUGAAAAUCUUCCAAUCAUGUGAUGCAGUUUGCUUUGAUGUUGAUAGUACUCUCAUUGAAGAUGAAUCAAUUGAUGAGCUUGCUGCAUACUGUGGAGUUGGUGAAGCUGUAAAAGAUCUAACAAAGCAAGCUAUGGGAGGUCAGAUGAGCUAUAAAGAAACCUUAGAAGCCAGACUGAACCUGAUCAAUCCAAGUAGAGAAUUGAUGGAGAAGUUUAUUCAGCAAUCUCCUAUUAAAUUCACCAAGGAAAUACCGACUUUGGUGAGCAAACUUCAGGAGCGAGGAACAGCCAUCUAUUUAGUAACAGGAGGAUUUACUUGCAUAGUAAGAAGCUUUGCAGAGAAACUCAACAUCCCAGUAGAGAACAUAUAUGCUAAUAAACUUCUCUUUGACUAUGAUGGGAAGUAUGUGACAUUUGAUGAGUCCCAGCCAACAUGUAGUACAGGAGGCAAGCCAAAGGUGAUGUCAAUCUUGAAGGAGAAGUUUGCCUAUAAACACCUUGUCAUGAUAGGAGAUGGAGCUACAGACAUGGAAGCAGUCCCUCCUGCUGAUGCCUUCAUUGGGUUUGGAGGGAAUCAGAUCAGAUCUAAGGUACAGGAAGGAGCACAGUGGUUUGUGACUGACUUCAAAGAACUUAUCAAUGUAUUAGAUGCAUCAAGUGAUUCAUAAUAGUAGUAUGGUCAUAGAGAUUGUAGACAAGUGUCAGAUACAUAUUCAUAACAUUAGUUCUGUGCUCAUGCCAUAUUCAAUUCAAUUUUCUCCUAAAUUCCGUUUAUAAUCAUCAGAAAUUGAGUUGAGCGGGCCUCUAGGACCCUUAUUCGUUUGAUUGUCUUAGUGAUCAGAUCUGUGCAAUGCCAUUGGUUUAACAUUUCACAAUUUUGAUUUUGCACACUUCAACCAAUCAUAAGUACCACAGGUCUUCAAAGUGACACUAUCAGUAAUGAAGAUAAAGAUAAAUUGAUUUUCAGAUUAAAUUGCCUGGUGGGUGUUUCACGACUGGAACAUGAUCUUAUGUCAUAACUCAAUUACAUAGGGAUAUCACAUAGCACAAGAAAGGAUGACCAGUCAUGCUUAAAGUUAUUCGUAUCUUUCAAACUGCUUUAUUUUGUAGGGCAAGUCAGAUGUACAGAGGUUAUAACAUUUACCUAUCAUGAUUGAAAAAAUAGUUGUCAAUGUUCCCUUACUACCUCAAAUAGUAGUAAAUUUAAGAUUGUAUUUUAGGUUUCAACACUGCGUCAGAAUGUGUCUGAGUUUCUUAAUUAUUUCAUCAUUAGUCCAUUCUUCUGGUUCUAAUGUCUAUUGAGGGUUACGAUAGGACAUUGUGAUAUUAAAUGACAGGCAGAUCUUGUUCUUAAACAAGAAUUUUAACUUUUAUCUCUUGUUCCAUUAUGUCACUGCAAAGCAGUGUGUGUAUCUUCUAGACAUUACUUAUCUUGCAUUCUUGUUUUUGUGCUUCUUUAUUAUCUGGUGUGUAAAUUCUACAAAUUUUUUCCCCUCUUUUGCUAUGGAUUUUUUAUAAUCAUUUGAAGGUACUUUUGCUUUAGUUCAGUUUAGUUUAUGAUCAAUAUUGGAAGCUUUGUUUCCGUUCAUCCAGCUUGAAAGUUAUCUAAACCCAUAUCAUUUUUCAAACACUACAACUUUAUUUUCUCUGGUGCUAUUUCUUUCAGUCUUUCCAUAUUCCCCUUUUUUGUUUUCUUUCACACACUUCUGUUUAUUUCCUUUUUUCCUUGAAAGAUAAAUUCCAGGUGUGGGAAUGGUCACAAAAUGAAUAACAGAAUCCCGUGAAUUGACCAUUGAGUAUUUGUACAUGUAUGAAUUGAUAAAAAUCAUGCGACAAAGUAUUGUAGUAGAAAAUUAUUAAUUGCUCAGUAAUUAGCAACUUAAGCAAGACAUUUUGCACUUUGAUAUUCUUUGAGAUAUUGACCAUUAUAAUAUACAACCUCCAAACUUGUGGUAGACCAACUGUCGUUAUGGUUUAAUACCAAUCCAUUGAAUAGCAUCUGAUUUUAAACCUUGGGAGCAGUGCAUGAGCUAUUUGUUAUAAACUACUCAUAUCCUUGCAUUUGAUCGGCUCAAGACAGAUCUCAAACAAAAAUUGAUGCAUCAGGGAUCAUAAGUAACAUUAAAAGCCCGCUUCUUGAUGUUGUGCUUAUUUCUUGUUAGAAUCAGGAAAUUAUGUUCACGCUGAUAUUAAAGUUAGUUUCAAUAACAGCAGAAAAGUAGAUAAUUGGUAAUAGUAAGAUAAAAAUCUGUCAAAAAAUGUAAAUAUAUUAUUCUCAAAGCUUUGAUUGUGACAUCACGGACGAACAGCUCUUCCAUCUGUCGUUUGAUAGGGAUUUUUAAAAAUUCAAUUUUCUCAUGAAAUUAAAAGUUAUUUUAUUUGCAAAGUGGAUGUAUCAUUAGACACAUAAUUUCAUACCCCUUUCUGUAAGAAAAAUAUUUAAAUUUUAAAAAUUAUACCAUAAUUUCAUACCCCUUUCUGUAAGAAAAAUAUUUAAAUUUUAAAAAUUAUACAUCAUGUUCAAUUUGAGAAUUUGAAUGUAUGGAAUUUAUAUUAAAUGAUAUAUGAGGAGCUGUUCAAGAUCCUAUGAUGUCACAAUUUAAGAAUUCAUUACUCUCUUAUUCCUUGGAUUUUGAUCAAACCACCAAUAUUUUUCUCUGUUUUUUUCCGCUAACGUUUUAAAACUUAUUGUCAGGGUCAAUGAAUAGGGAACAGAAACUGAAUGCUGCCAUGAAUAUGUAAAUCAUGUUCUUUUUCAAUAUUUGAAUAUGUAUCACUCAAUAUUAUGCCUUGAACAUUUUUAUUCCUCCUUGUCUUAUCUGAUGUCAAAUGAUACAAUUUUGUAUAAGAAAGAUAUUAAAUUCAACCUUAUAGGAUGAAACAAGAAUUUGCA